AUGAAGAAAUGAUUUAUGAUAAAAAUGCCAAACCAUCUCUUUCAAGUUUGUUGAGGAGUUUAGUACCUGGUGAUGGAACAAAUUUAAAGCGUAUUUCAGUAUCUAGGGAAAAUAUUCUGGAAGAUAGUAUAAUUCACUUCAAGAAACAUGAUUACAAUUGUUCUUAUCAAGUCCAAGUACGUUUUGAGGGCGAGCCUGCAAUUGACGCUGGAGGACCCAGAAGGGAGUAUUUUACCAUGUUACUGAAAAGUCUUGUAUCAUGUAAAAGUUCUAUCAGGCUUUUUGAAGGAAAAGAAGGCAGGUUACUUCCGAUGAAAAACACUGAUGCCUUACGCGGGCAGCUCUUCAAGAUUGCAGGAAGAAUGAUUAGUACCUCUAUUGUCAAUGGUGGACCCGGUUUUCCAUGUCUAUCGCCCCCUGUUUAUGAAUACCUUGUGAAAGGAUUCACAGAGGAAUUAGUAUCAAUCAUUAACAAAGAUGACAUAUUUGACAUUGAUGCAUCUCAAGCAAUUGAUAAGGUAAUAUAAAUUCUUAUUUUCUGUACUGAAAUUUCAUAGAUUUAAAGUGAUAAUAAAAAAAAAUCAUUAAAAAAAUUUAAAGAUUGCUUACAUGAGUUUUGUUUGGAUAGUGUUUAGUAGAAUAAUACCUACGAUACAGUUAAACUAUUUUAAAGUUUUUCUAUGUAACUCUUUAUUGUAUUCCUUUUAUUUCUCCGAAUGUGUAUUUAUAAAUAUAAAGUCUGCCAUGCAUAUAACAACCAGUUCACAUGCAAACUGUUCCCAUCUUCGCAAAGUCACGUGUCCACCGCCGGACACUAUACUCUCAGCAUGCCUGCAUGGUGUGUAUCCACACUCAAGAGUAACAUCAGAAACAUCAUAUUCACCUGAGUGCAUAUCCUUUCCUCUCUUUUUAAAAACAGAUUGACCAUGCAAAUGCUGAAACAAUAAAUUCAAUUGCCAUUGAAACUCAGCACCUCUUGGUAGAAGCUGGGUUCCCUCAUACCCUAACUAUUGAGAAUAAAAUGCAGGCUAUAGCCUGCAUGUAUCUUCAUCAUGUAAUAACAGUCCGAAAAAGUGAAAUUGACCAGCUGGCAACUGGACUGGGGCAACUACUUACACUGGCAAGGAAAUAUCCAGAUCUGCUUAGUCCUCUAUUUGUUCACAGUGAUGAUGGUGCGGACACAAUGACACCUGAUGCAUUCAUGGCCAUUGUAAAAAUAGAUGGUGUUAGUCCUAGGGUUGUAGAUUACUUCACACAGUAUGUGCAUGAUGAAGGUAAGUAUGCAUCAGUCUUCCAUUAAAAUUUUAAUUAUGCCCUCAUUGCUAAAUUCGGAGAAAAAAGCAUAGUGGAUUUGCAGUCAGUAUGGUUCAAAUAUAAAAGGUGAGGGAUUUGACUUUUCCAGGGUGUAAUGCAACUCAAUGGGUUAAGGGCGAAUUACAUGAGCUCCCAUAUAAACACUCCAUCUAGGCCAGGCAGUGUGAAAUUUGCCUUUUGAUCAAGCACAAAUGUGUUUAUCUGUACAAAAAUAUGAUGUUUAGACAGUUUUAGACGUUUUGCUAAUUUUUUUUUAAACAGCUGAAAGAAUACCCUAUCUCUUGUCGUUUACAACUGCGUGUGAAAAAGUUCCUCCACUUGGAUUUACUGAUCCAGAACAUAUUGCUGUAUCAGAAGAUAGUACGGCAGUUUUCCCAGUGGCAAAUACAUGUGUUAUGGAAUUGCAACUACCGGCCAAGCAUCAGAAUUAUGAAAAAUUCAGAUUUUUUAUGAACCAGGCUUUAAUUAUGGAAAGCACUGGAUUUGGAUUCGCAUGAAGUAAAUUUGUUCUGAAUGGUUUACUGUAGGUACACUACAAGACCAACAAGACUGAUAUAAUAUUUUAAAAGUUGUUGUUAAAAUGUUAAAAUUUAUUACAUUCAUUUUUUUUCCGUUUUUGGGAGCAAUUGCAGAAUCCCUAUCAAAAUAAUCCCAAAUUAGUAACUUCCUUUGACGACAUUUACGGUUAUUGUUCAGAUAUUUUCACUUAUACAAAAUGUGUCCAUUUAGGUCACAGAAAAAUAUUUUCAGGUCAUAUAAGUGUGAAAACACCAUAAUAGUUUAAGAAGGUAUAAACUCGUACGCACACAGUACAAGUUAUAUUUCAGUUGUUUUCCCACAGGUAUUUUGUAUAAUUGUAAAUCUGCAUAUAAAGAGAUUUUAUAUUUAUUUGUCUCAUAUUUUAUUAAUAUUUCUCGGUAAAUGUUUCUCGCCAUCUCGGUAACGUUAAAUCGUUAAUUCUCAAUGUUUAUGAGAAAUACUGCUGUUGACAUUCAUGUAGAAAUUUAGAUAUCGAUAGGUGUUCUGCAAUUGACUAUUUGAUAUCCACAUUGCCACGUUUUUGAAGUUAAUGCAUUAUAGUAAAAUGACAGUACUUACCGUGAAAUACAGAUUACAGAGUAAAACAUUAUUUUAUUGUAUGAAAAGUACAAAUAGUUAACAGUUGUGUUUCUUUUGAAUUUAGUGCAUUUAGCAGAACUUACAUAUACAUGUAAUUUUCUAAAUUGACAAGAAUUCUCGUUUGUGUUCAUUGUAUAUUAUGGUUUGCUUUUUUAGCCCAAAGUAGCAUAUACGCCAAUGGCCUUAGCUUUAAUAGUAACAACAGAUUUUUAGCUUCCCAAAAUCCAUGAUAAUAAAGUUUAGUAAUUAUAAACUUUAAUCAUAGUCAUAUAGUAAAAACACUAGUACCUUUCAAUGCAUUGGAGCACAAAGUUUUUUGUUGCAAUAAACAUAUCCACACCAUUAUCAUUGGAUUGACGAAGUGGGUCGACCGUGUUCAGUAACUGUUCAUAAUCAUUAUGAAUUAAGAUGUCUGGAACUUCUGGUAUUUCCACAGGUGGGUCACCAUCAUUUGGCCCAUCCCAUCGAACAAAUGGUGCAGGGCCAUCCCAGUCGAUCCCAUACCAGGCCAAAUCUUCCGUAGACUGUCAAAGUCAAGCAAAAUACAAAUAUAUGAUUUUUACAGAUUGGUAAUGUUUCAAAAAACGCUUUAUAGCAAUUGCCGCAAGUCCCUUUCUAUCUCUUGUAUUUAUCCAUGCAAUAAUUUGUAGCUAGACCUCUUUCCCAGUUAUGUCUCCAGCUAUACUUGCAAUUAUAUUAGGCCAUACAGUAAUUGUCUCUAUAGCACCCGGUGUUGGAGCGUAUUGGUUGAAUUGCACGACUAUAUCAAAUAGUUGCUAAAAUGUAUUCUGCUGCAUAAUCUUCUUUUAGUUUUAUACAUUCUAUAUACUGCAUGUAUUAGCAAUUGCAGAACAUUACUUACCAGUGACAACUCCUCAGCUACACAGUGUUCACUAUUACAAACAUUUGAUAAUCCCUGAAUCCAAAGCUGUACAGGGGACUUGUUCCUUUCUGUGCUUAUCGGUGCUCGACUAUGUGCUGCCGCAAAUUCAUCAAGAUUCCUGUUGAUUCUGGGCAGAAAUACGUAAUGCAGUGCAUACAUAUCCACUUCAUUACAAGGAUCUAACAUACCAGACACUUCCAUGCAGGAAAACAAAUCAUAAUAUAGACCUGUACAACCAAAGAAGACAUCUCUCCAUAAUCGCUCGAUUCUUUGGUUGUGAACGCUUCUGCCAGUGAUAUGGCUUCCUCUAUCUGGCCCACGUAAUGGAUGGCUCAACAUGUAUCUAGCAACAUCGACGUUUUCUCCCCCUUUAUCGGAACGAACUCUUGAUGGAAGACCAAACUUACUAACGCUUUCAAUGAACAAUUGACAAACUGUAACAGCUUUAUUGUUAUUGCUGGCUUUUAAAAAAACAAUCAAACGAGAAUAGCCAUCUAUUGCUCCAUGGAUCACAAUGCGCCAUCUAAAAUGUUGAAGAUGUAGAGACAGAUGUAGAGUACAUUCAAAUUUAUAAUACUACAAAGCUGUAGUAAUUAUACACCUAGUGGGGGCCAUUCCAUUUAAGGUCCUUCCCCCCCCCAUGGACUAAAUUUUCUGAAGGGUGACCUCAAAGUCAUUUCAGAUGGAUUAAGUUGGUGGUAUCCUUCGAUAUCUGCGAUUUUUCUGAGGGGUAUAAGGAGAAAAAUUUACAAAUUUCUGAGGGGUUUUUUUUUCCCCUUUAAUCUUCUUUCUUAGGGAUUAAAAUUUUACUUACCUCAUCAAUGGUGUGGGGUUGAUAUUAAAUGGAAUGGCCCGGGUGCAGUGUCUACACCAUCCUAAUCAAUAUAAUUUUUUGAGUACACUGGCUUAAAUGAUAAUUAUCUUCAUUAAUUUUAUUAUAUCAUAUCACGCUAUAAUUUCACUCGACGUACCGGAUAAGUUUGUGAUUGCCAUCGAUAUGUCAUAACGCAAGCGGUGCGUAAACUUGGUAUCUUCUUCGAUUUACUGUAGAUAAUUCUAACGAACGAAUAAGUACCCCUUCCGGGUCAACCCUCCACAUAGGUUCUCUAAUUCUUUCUUGUACUUUAAUCCCUCGGCUCAGCAAAAAUCCGGUCAUUCUGCGAUAUCCAGCUGAUGGAAAACUUCUCGAAAUGUCUCUAAUUGUUCUGUCAAGAGUUUCAUCAUCGAUAACGGAAUAAAACGAUCUUGCGGGAAUGCGAAACUCACGUAAACGUCUUUCGAUGGUGCUCAAGCUAACACCGAGCGUUUGUGCUAUGUCUGGGCCAGAGAAAUCUCUCCCCAAGAGAAAUUGAAGUUGCUCCUUGGUAAUAUUGAAUUUUGGGCGUCCGCGUGCUCCAGUUGCUAAUUGCUCGACAUGAAAUGAGUGGUUUUCAGCACCGCUUAAUGCUGUUAAUAAAAUAUCUUUUGCGGCACGUACAAGUUCGACCACUUGUUCACUAAAUAAACCUGGGAAAACAGCCGAAUAACGUACGACAAUUCCGUAGAGCCAAUCAACUCUAUACGAAAUGGAAUCCAGAGAAUCUGAAUCGCAGUUGCAAGCUUCCAGUUGAUGAAUCAAACUGACUAUAGAAUGGCAAAUAAGGGGAGUUAUUUGAUUAAUUCUCUGAUCCGCCAUUUUAUUGUAAACUUCCCGCGCUAGAUAACAUGUGGUUUCAACUCGCGCGUUGCGUGUUGCAUAAUACAAGCUUUCACAAUUUAAUGUUGCAUAAUACAAGCUUGCAUAAUAUAAUGUUCCAUAAUGCAAUCUUACACAAUUUAAUGUUCCAAAAUACAAGCUUGCAUAUUGCAGUAUUCCAGAAUACAAGCAUGCUUGCAUAAUACAGUGUUCCAAUAUACAGCCUUGUUAAAGAAAAUUAGUUUAUCAAAAUACAAUGUUGCAUAACAAAAAUCGCAGUUGCAUUUUGAAGGGAAUAUCACUUCAUAUAAAGUAAGUGAUCAUUUAUUCCAUUGCACUCUUUGUAAACUUAUCUGCUGAACUACUGUACCAUAUGUAUCUCAAACAUUCAGUUAUCAUUUAAUAAACUGUACUCCAAAAGCAGUAAACAAAUAAUGAAUGUUUUCAUUUGUGCAAUGGUAAAAAUAUUUUGAUUGGGUUAGAGUGUUCCAUUGGGUCAUUCCAGAAAACAUCCAUACUGUACAGUACCUCUCCCAAGGAGGAAAUGAGAAGUUAACCACCCUACCCCCUUUGGAUGUCCUAAUACAAUUACUAUAAUCACAAACAAAUUUUCCACCUCCUCCCCUCCAGAUGGCAGGUUCUUUUCUGGAACAACCCAUUAAAUUCAGACCUGUUGUCUUGUUGAAUGAAACAUUCCAUCUUUAACCUCAUUAAAUUGCAAUAUUUGAGCUGGACCAUAAUACAAGAUAACAGGAAUCGCUGUCGUAAAAACCUAUCAAGACAAUACUCAAAUCUAUAUGGGUCUCCAAAUAAUUUUAUGUAUGUACCUGUACCUGACUUUACAGGACGUAUGUAUUUAAAUAUCUCGAACAGUGGGUGUAAGUGCAGGUAAAGAAGAUAACAACUUGCUGUGGUGGAAAGAAAUUACAACUACCUGACAAAUAUAAUGAGAACUUUUCUCAAAAUGUCAAAGUUCUCAUUAUAUUUUUCAGGUAGUCGUAAUAAUGUAUUUAAACACUACUUAAUAAUACUGUUCAUAUACAGUAAAGAAAGAUGUUAUUUGCACUUCACUUGGUUGAACUAGAAUGCUGGGUUUGGUGGAUAAUCCAAGUGAGUAUAUACAUCACUAUAUUAAGAUAUAACCAGGAAUGAUUGCGAAAAAUGCAACACCAAGUCCUUUGGCAGGAAUCAAACUCACAGCCCUGCAAUUCUGGAGUGGCGCUCUAACCAACUGAGCUACAGAGGCCAGUUGCUGAGCUGUAACCGUAACUUCAUGUAUAUACAGUAUAGGUAAUCAGGUGUGCAGGUUGUUAUAAGGUAACUUGAAAGAUGUUAUUUUCACUUGAUUGAACUAGAAUGCUGGGUUUGGUGAAUAAUCCAAGUGAGUAUAUAUUGAACUAGAAUGCUGGGUUUGGUGAAUAAUCCAAGUGAGUAUAUAUACACUAUUUUAAGACCUAACCAGGACCGAUUGAAAAAUGCAACAUGAAGUCCUCUGGCAGGAAUCGAACCCACAGCCCUGCAAUUCCAGAGCAGCACUCUAACCAACUGAGCUACAGAGGCCAGUCGCUGGGCUGUAUAACCGUUAAUUGCAUUAAAAUAUUGUACGCUUUUGAUAUAACCGUAAAUAUAAAAAUCGUUCUACCUAAACAUUUUUCUCUUUUUUUUCUUUUCCUUUUCAUGUUGGAUUUUAUACUCCAUGAAUCUUUCAUGCAGUUCUUGGUGCUGCUGCUCUGUUUUCAACCAUAUUUUGUGUUCAACUGCCUCCUUAACCUUUCUAUCUUGCGUUACUGUAUGUAAAUUUUGUCCUCUCCUGGCCUGCUUGUCUAUUUGAGUAUCAAUCAAUGAUUUGGCGCGUAAACGGUUACAUUUUAAAUCAAAAUACGUAAGACACCGGAUUCUAAUCACCUAACGGCACUUUCUUACCCCAGAGUUUAUAACUGCUAUUAUUUUUUAACAAAAAUACGAAAUUAAUCGAAUUGCAUGACAAUUAAUGAAUUGGGAGAAAAAUUAUUUUCAUAGCGACAGCUUUAAGAAAUAAAUUUUCCAAAAAACGAUAGUAAUGGUCUAGACCGAGUGACAGAAGAUUUUACAAUGGCAAGGGGUCAUUCCCCGCCAUUCCUGUCAGACCAUACAAAUUUGGCACGUAUUUUGCGUUUUGCGUGUAUCAUAAUUAAUUUGCUUGGGAGGAAUCAAACAUGGCAGUGAUAGCACGAGAAUCAUUGUGUGUUUGCAAUGCUGGAGGACAUGCUCUAAGUAGUUUUAGUCAUGUAGAUGCGCCUGAACGGUGCUUAUCUGCUUACCGUGCGAGUGAUAAGGCGCUUGCUGACGGUAGGCUAUUCCAAAAGCAGCUAUUUGAAGGCAAAGCAGAUAGCAAUGUUGCCAUUUCAUCACAACAACAAGAACAUACAGGUAUUGACAAAGAAACGACUAUCCGAGCUUCUCGAAGUAUAGAGUCGCUAAGAAGAAAAAGGUUGAAAUGCAAUAAGAAAAAACGCGAAGCCUACAAAAUGAUGACCAAAUCCGAAAGAAAUGCAAGACAUUCAAGAAAGAUUAGUGUAUUGGUAUGUUUGAUAUUCGUUACAUCUCUAUUUCAUCCUACUAAAUCUUACUUUCUGUAAUUUCGCAUUUCAAUUCGUUGGAAUCCGCAGUAUAGUAUGUUGUUGUAAUUUAUAUAGUUUAUUCAAGUCACCGGUGAUGGUUGGCAAAUAUGGCGCAGAAUUAUGAUGAAGUUCUUCUGGUUCUCGAAGAAGUUUCACGUGUGAACAAGCAACUUGUCAAUGAGAACCGUGUUCUGAAAGAAAAUCUUGAGAAGCGAGAUCAAGAACAAAGAAAGAUUUUGGCUGAUCUUCAGCAGAAAUUAGAUCAGUUAACGAGCGGGAACAACCGUAGCCAAAACAGUCGAAGGAGACACACAAAAACACCACAGGUCAAAGUUCCUGCUCCUUAUCGGGUAAGCGUGUUUAACUUUUAAUUUUAUUGACUUAAAGUGAACUAGAAAAUCAUGCUCUGUAGAACAUCAGGCUUGCCAAUGUGUAUAUUGAGUAAAUAUGCCAUGUAUGUCUGUGAUAGCUUGGCUAGGCAGACUAGCAUAGGCUACCACUGCCCUGGGACAGCCAGUCUCAUGUGAAACAAAUAAAAAAACUGUUAAGCAAGGUUAGUAUACACUCAGAAAGUAACAGAGCUGUUGUGGAAACGGUUUUAACUGAAACAUUCGCCCAAUUCAAUGGGGUAGACAAAACACCCUGGUCAAGAAUCGUAAUUGAAGGUAAUGUAUCCAGUUUCGUCCAUUCAAUACUAUUUUGCUGCAUUACGAAACAUGAAUUUUUUAACUUAACUAAUCAAAUUACGCUUGCAUCGUACACUGUUUGUAAUUUUUGGUAGUUUUAGUAGGUUUUAGUAGUUUUAUCGGUUGUAGCAACCUGAAAGUAAACGCCUAAAACAGGUCAUAUUUUUUAUACUAAGUCUAAGUCGCUCGUUUCCUAUCCUGCUUGUAAAUUCGCUAAAGUGAUGCAAUGUCAUUGAUUUUAUCGUUUACACUCAAAAUACAAGAGUCAAGAACCUUCCCGGUUAAAUUAGUUAUGCAAUACUAAAAGUAAAGAUGUCUCUAUAAUCAAGAAUGUGUAUUACUCGUUAUUAGACAGUUUUAGAUAACAAGAUGCAGACGUCAAGAGGACGUCAAGAGGACGUGAAUGUCGUCAUUUGGCGCCAACUAUCGUCAGCUUCUGGUUUGCGACGUCGUUAAAUUAACAACUGUUUAAAAUCAGGAAAACGUGGGAAACUAGAAAAAUAAAAGCACUUAAAAGCAGUAAAAACUCAAUCAGUUAUCACAACAGUGCCAAAAAAGUAGGACAAGCAAAAAAACGCUUUCCAGCGUGAAAAACUAUCGUAAACAAUAUUAAAUUUUACCAAUAUAAACACUGAUCCUAUUUUUAUACUGAUCAGUUGACAAACAUGAUUGAAUAGGCUACAAUUAGCUCGUAAACAAUACCUGCAGCUGUUGUAUUUAUUCCAAAUGAUGCAACAAAGUUCACUUUUCAAAAUACUGAAAUAUAAUUUUUUCUUGAAAAAACUUAUUGUCUGUCCAUACUAAUUCAUCAGGAAACACUUGGCCAGUAUUAUAUAGCCUUUUCUUGCACAUAUCUUGACAACUGAUUGAAAACAAUACAGGAAUGAACAGGUAACAAGAAAGCAAAAAUUUGCUUCGAAAAGACAAACAAGCUGUCCCAGAUUAAAGCCCGGAAGUGAACGCGAGGUGCAUACAUCAUUUUCACGUCCUCUUGACGUCCGCGUCUUGUUAUCUAAAACCGUCUAAUACUAAAAAACACCACAUAUUGGAUUGCAGAAACCAAAUUCUUGUAUUUUGGCUGUAAUAGCUUGAGCAUGUGAGAAAAACGUACAGGCUUGCCCUAUUGGCUAUUAAUAACUGGUUUUUUUUUGUUUGCGUUGCUCAACAACUUUUCACAAAACAAAUUUAGUGUGGAUUGUGGAGUACAUGUAUUUAAUGCAAGUUUACAGUAUACACAUUUUGUCUUAAAAUACAUUCUCUAGUGUCAAAACAUUUAAAUCUUACCUCUUUAGUCACUAUUCUAUGUUAGUAUCAACCAGAGGAGGGUGAAAGCUAUUCCCAGCAUGCAUUGCAACUCAGCUGUUGUGAGCUUUGGACCGCUAGUUUUUUCGAUAUUUAUAUUGUUAAAUUACCGUCCUACGGUUUUUGACCGACAUGAAGAGUUUCCUAAGGUUAUGGUACAGACCAUAUGGGAAAAUAAGAUCUCUCCAUCACUGUUAAGCGAUGUAUGUGGGCAAACAGUUAUUAUCGGACUUGGCCGACUUGGAAAAGUCUCCCUGUUGAAGCAUGGAUUUCGAAGGACUCGUAUGAGCCUCUCCAGAUGGUCAAAACAUGGCCAAACUACACUACUGGUGGCCGGACAUGAUCCUCCUAUUGACAUUACCAUGUAUCUGGACAUAUCUAUUAAUCCUGGCCCACAAUUGUCGAAUACAAUCGAAACUAUAAUCACAAACAGAACAGAAUCUACGCCAAGAAAUCGAUUUCGCCAUUAUUCAAAUUUAGUGCAAAUUCCUCUGGCUGCACCGGCUAUUGUUUAUAACAAUACAGCGCAACUAAUUAAGUGUUGCGUAUUGAACGCUCAAUCACUUAGAAACAAAGGUCCUGAAUUUGUUGACUAUAUUUGUGAUUCGGAAAUUGAUAUUGCCAUUAUUACUGAAACUUGGCUGAAAUCUGCUGAUGCUGCUGCUAAAAUUGCUGCCACACCAAUUGGAUAUCGCUUGUUUAACCAUCCUCGCCCACAUAGAAUUGGUGGUGGCACUGGCAUCUUAGCGCGGGACUCACUUGUAAUUAAACCAGCAAGAGCGGGUAUAUUCAACUCUUUUGAGUAUUCAGAGUAUAUUAUUGUUUCUGGCUCAUCUCGCGUACGCCUUGUUGUAAUCUAUAGGCCUCCUUACUCGUUCAAUCACCCGGCUACUGUGAAUAUGUUUAUCACUGAAUUCGCUGACUUUUUGGAAUCUGUUGUCAUGACGAUCGAGCCGCUUCUGAUAGCCGGUGAUUUUAAUAUCCAUGUCAACAAGCAGUUGGAUAAAGAUUGUGGUAGUUUUCUCGAUCUCCUUUCAUCAAUGGGCUUACAGCAACACAUUAAUUUCCCCACGCAUACUUCUGGUAACACUUUAGAUCUGCUGGUAACCCGAACUUUGGAUUCUGAUAUCAUAAAGGAAAUCCAACCUGAUAUCUAUUUUUCUGACCAUUGUUCCAUAUUAUUCUCCAUAAACAUCUCCAAACCGCGACUGUCAAGGAAGAAGGUAACUUUUAGGAAAACGAAAGCUAUUAAUACAACCACAUUCGUGGCGGAUCUGUCUGCUACUAAAUUGUGUCAGCACCCUCCAUCUGAGCUAGACAAGCUAGUAGAUUGCUAUAAUACCACACUAACAGAUUUAUUGGAUCACCAUGCUCCUCUCAAAACCAAGACUGUUACGGUUAGACCUCAAGUGCCUUGGUAUUCGGAGGAAGUUCGUGUAGCGAAGAGAGAGCGUCGACGAGCUGAAAGGAAAUGGAGGUCUUCUGGGACUGCUGCUGACUUUGAGUCAUUCAAGAGGAAAAAAAAUCGUGUAACUCAUUUGCUAAGAGUAGCUAAAUCGGAAUUUCUCACUGACUUCAUUGAUCAGAAUGCGGACAAUCAAGGCAAAUUAUUUCGAGCUGUGAAAGACCUUUUGGUUGAGAAGAACACGCUAUGUUUCUCUGACUAUACGGAUACGACAGCACUGGUAAACGAGUUAGGGAUGUAUUUUGUGCAGAAAGUUAUUCGGAUUCGAGAUGAGCUCGAUUUGGGUAUCGCGACUACGAACGAUGUCCCGGAUUAUAGUGGCACUAUACCUGACCCACCGGCUCCAUCUGUUUUUGAAUCAUUUGCGUUGUUGACGGAGGACGAUGUGCGCAUGCUCAUUGCCAACUCUAAAUCCACAUCCUGCUGUCUUGAUCCUGUCCCCACGCCUCUACUAAAAUCAUGUAUCGAGUCUCUUAUACCAGUGAUCACUAAAAUAAUUAACACCUCAUUGGAAUCAGGAGUUUUCCCUGAGGACUGGAAAGUGGCCGUAGUCAAACCAUUGUUAAAGAAACUGGGCCUUGACCCGCUGUUUAUGAACUUGCGUCCUGUUAGUAAUUUAGCUUAUAUCUCUAAGCUCAUUGAGCGUGCUGUAUUUAAUCAGAUUUAUGACCACUUGGUUCAGUCAGGUCUUUAUCCUCUACUACAAUCAGCUUAUCGUCAGUACCAUAGCACAGAGACAGCGCUACUCAAGGUUGCUAACGAUAUUCUUAUGAAUAUGAACUCGCAACGCGUUACGUUACUUGUCCUUUUGGAUUUAAGUGCUGCGUUCGAUACAGUGGAUCAUGAGAUUUUACUGUCACGCUUGUCUUCGAGUUUUGGUAUUCGGGGAAAGGCUCUAGAGUGGUUUUCUUCAUAUUUGUCAGGGCGUAGCCAGCGCAUCGUGUUUGACGGAGUUACAUCAGACAGCUGUGAUGUGCGCUUCGGGGUCCCACAAGGAAGUUGCCUUGGUCCGCUUCUCUUUGUUAUGUACGCUUCAAAGCUUUUUGAGAUUGUUCAAGCACACCUCCCUGAUGCACAUGGUUUUGCCGAUGAUACGCAAUUAUACCUGUCAUUCAAUCCUAAUAAUCCCGCUCAUCAAACGGAGGCGGUGUCUGCCAUGGAGGGAUGUAUUAGUGACUUGAGGAAAUGGAUGUAUCAGGACAAGCUAAAGUUAAAUGACGAUAAAACUGAAUUUCUUAUUAUCGGAUCUAGACAACAGAUUUUGAAAGUUAACCCUUGUACGAUUCGCGUUGGCAAUACCGAGAUCAAGCCAGUUUCGGAAGCGCGUAAUCUGGGCUCUUGGUUUGAUUCAAAUUUAUCCAUGUCCACCCAUAUUUCUAAGUCUUGUGGUGCUACAUUUUGCUGGCUACAUAAAAUCAAGCGCAUAAGUAAAUUCCUUGCAAAGGAUCAAUUAGAAAUGAUCUUGCAUGCCUUUGUUACAAGUAGAAUUGACUAUUGCAACGGACUUCUCUAUGGAUUGCCGGACUGUGACAUAGUUAAAUUACAGCGAGUUCAGAACGCUGCGGCCAGGCUGCUAACGUCUACUAGCAAGUACAGCCAUAUUACGCCUGUUUUACAGGAACUACACUGGUUGCCAGUUAGGUUUAGGAUUCAUUUUAAGAUUUUACUUUUAACUUUCAAAGCUCUUAACGGCUUGGCGCCAGAUUAUAUUAGGGAACUUAUUACGAUAAGGAAACAUGAACGUUACUCGCUCCGUUCCAAUUCAGGUAUUAUCAUCUUACAUCCAGUGGGGAAGAUGUUAAAAUCAUUCGGAGACAGAUCUUUUAGUGUGGCUGCGCCAACACUCUGGAAUGCACUUCCUGCAAGCCUUCGGAGUAUCACUUCUCUUUCAAUUUUUAAAUCCUCUCUGAAAACAUAUCUUUUUAAGCUAGCUUUUAGCCUCCAUUAAAUGUAUAUAUUUAAGAUUAUUAAUAGUUGCAUGUAUAAUAGAGUGUAUUGUAAUGCGCUUUUGAUCAUUGUAUGUAAAAAGCGCAAUAUAAAUUAUUAAAUUAUUAUUAUUAUUAUUAAAAAAAUUAACUGUCUUGAAUUAUUUUGUCGGGCGGUACAUUUAUAUUGUAUAACAAAAUAUAAAACGUUUUCACGAGGAUUUUAAAAUUCAGUCGGGCAGUGAUGAGAAUCAAGGAAUUUAUUUUAUGUUGGGCAGUUGGGACUUGGGAGCAGCUUGGGAGUGGCUAAUUUUGAAUAUUUACUUAAUGCAUCUAUAAAUAGCGUUGAUGCUUCAGGGGCGGCACAGGUGGCCCAGGCUCUGUGUGGGUAUUUAUUUAUUAUAUUUUUGCAUUAAAUAUGACUUUAAAUUAUAAAGUAUAAUUUACUUAGUUUCCUUUAUGUGUAAAGCGUGAUUUGGAGGUGGUUUUAGUUUGAUAUAAUGACAUAAAAAUAUUAUGAGAAUGCGAUAUUAUAUAUACACUUUAUAUAUUGUAAAAUAUUGUAAAAAAAUUGUGUCUAAAUGCUCUCUGAUUCAAAAUAUUGGCGGACUUACUUGUUUACUGUGUCAUUUACUUCACACUCGUCGAUUUUCAGGCCAUUUCGUUGAACCCGGCCGAUAUUAUCCAUCAUCUAGUAUUACCCACUAUCAAUAACGCAAAG
This is a messenger RNA of Paramuricea clavata, 13690 nucleotides long. The record is from the annotation of a GenBank genome assembly. Lineage: Eukaryota; Metazoa; Cnidaria; Anthozoa; Malacalcyonacea; Plexauridae.